Enterobius vermicularis (human pinworm) is the source of this 2926-nucleotide messenger RNA. The record is from the annotation of a GenBank genome assembly. NCBI's taxonomy places the organism in Eukaryota, Metazoa, Nematoda, Chromadorea, Rhabditida, Oxyuridae.
GCAGUCAGAACGAGGUGCUGGAUAAAUUUUUUGCCACUUGUUGCUGUUACAAAUAUGGUUUCAUUAAAAGCGUUCUUUUGUCCAGGGAACUGUUGGAAGUUUGUCUAGUACGCUAGGAAGUGAUGCUGAAGAAGAAGAAGAAAGCGUAUUAGUUGAAUACGAUUUCACCACGGGAGCGCCAGAAGCUAAACUUUAUGAGGUAACGGUUCUUUUAAGUCAUUGUUGUAAACGUACUGCUUUAAUAGAUGAUUGUACAGCAGGAACGAGCUUUUUGAUGCUGCUGUCUCUCCAAAAGUUUUCUUGUUAUUUGGAAAUCAGUUCCAUUAUUAGAUUAAAUAAGUUUUUUUUCUUCCAGGUCUUAAACAGUUUUAAGUCGAGAUAUGACGAUAUCCUGAACGAAUUUGCGGAUGUCGAAAUUUUUCUUAUUUCACUGGACAGUUUACUGAUUGAGUUAACUAGCCACAACUAUCUGAAUUGGACUUUAGGGGGUCAGACAAUAGUUUUAGCAAGACAGAUUGACACAUUUCUCGGUCAGUUAAAUUCGCUUGGCGGCAAGUUCAAGUUAGUUUGGUUCACAGCGCUACGUGGAUUAUACGAUGAUGAUACUGUUCUAAGAUUUAUUCGGUCUUUUUUUGAAAUUCAUCUUUUACAAAGUACUUGGUCUAACGAUGUUGUGGAGUUCUGCAGUGUUUUGGAUCCUGAGUGGACCAUUUUCUUGAAAGACUUAACUCCUUCAUUAUUUGUAAUUUCGAACAAGAAACUUAAUUUUCGCCAAUUUUUGGCCACUGUUGCAGUAUACACUUUGGCUGCUGCCGUUCCCGUAGUUUAUAUUAAUGGUUUAACUGUUAAUUUGAGCUCAGUCCAGUGCCAUCGAUUACAACCACGUCUCCUUAAGCUUACUGGAUGGGAAAGUUAUCUUUCAGAACUUUGGUGUCAGAAAGUUGUUUUACCGCUACGGCUACAGGAUGAAUUCGCUACGCUUCAUGGUGCUAUAGGAAUGACAUUUUCCUUACAAACUGAUGUCGAAGAACGUUUAUUUAGUCCAGUGACUCCUGAACCGGUACUGUUCGAGAAAUUUGUUGAAAAAAACCCGAAAUAUCGUUUUGAACCGAUCACGGAAAAUUUUGUAAAUAAUUCUGAAAGAAGUGACGAUGGCCAAAAACGACUAAGAAGCAAACAGCUACUGCUUUGUAGGUUUGAACUUUUUGCGUAUAGUCUUGAAGGACGAGGAAGUAAUUUACUAGUCGACUUUUCGAGGCCAUUGCCGAUAAGUGUUCGUAAGGAGUUACGGGAGGAGAGUUCAGACCAGCAACAGACAGGCAAAGAAAAGCGAAAAAUCAAAGGUUUGGGGUAUUUUGGGGAAUAUAAGGGGAAACAACGGAAAGAACCAACGAAGUCGAAGAAAGAAAUGAUACUGGAAGCAAAUAAAAAUAAAAAGAACGCUAAAGUUGCUCAAGAUGAAGCUAUCAUGGUUAGUUUCGCGGCGAGUCAGGGUGUCAAUGCUGUGAAGUUCCUUGAAGAUUUGUUAGGGAAACUAGAACUGCCUGCGUCAAGGGCAAAGUGUGUAUAUGAACAAGCUCGCAGCCUGCUAAGUGAUAUUGAACACCUAGGAGGUGAUGCAAAUUUGAACUCGCGACGCGUUCAUUCUGUUCCGCUUGUUGGAAAACUUCGAAGCUUAAUGUUAGAACAUUGGAACUUUCUGGAUGAGAAGCAAAAACUUUUUGUAACAAACGCCUGGAAGUCUCUAGGGUUUGUAAAGAAAACAGGGCAGGGAGCAAUUUAUGAAGAAAAGUUAUCGUUGAAAAUGAACAUGCUGUAUUAUCAACUUGAAUUCGCUGGUGAGCUGAUUGAUAUGCAGUCCGACCCACAGAAGGAUGAGCGGGUUACUGGUUUCCGUCCGGAUGGUUGGCAGCGACGUUUGCUAGAUGCGGUUGACAGAAAGCAGUCUGCUCUUAUAAUUGCCCCUACAUCUGCUGGCAAAACAUUUGUGUCAUUUUACUGCAUAGAGCAAGUGUUAAGACGUAGUGAUGAAGAUAUAGUUGUUUACGUGUCGCCAGAGAAAGCUCUGAUUAACCAGGUAUGCGGUUCAAUUUAUGCGAGGUUCAGGAAUAAGACGAUGACUGGUGGAAAAAGCUUAUUUGGGACUUUGACGAAGGAGUAUAAUGAGAACCCAUUAAACUGUCAGGUACAUUUCGGUAAUUGGACCGUUCAUCCUUUGCCGUCGUGUAGUUCUGUACAUAAAUUUGUUACCAUUUAUGACGUACAUUGCAUCAGUGCCUCAGCGGAAGCUCACAUAUGGCAGCAUUUGCUGCUGCUCAUUCAGUGCCCGUUUUUGGCCUUGUCGGCUACUAUUGGGAACCCGGAUGCAUUGCACAAAUGGCUUGAAGUAACUGAGAACUCAAAAAGUAAAAGGGAACGGAAGGUGGAGUUAAUUGUCUAUAAAGAACGGUACUCCGAACUUGAGCUAUUUCUCCAACGGCUAUUAUCAGAUCCUAACGAAACUCUCAGCAAAGAAAUGAACAGCAAGAGCUCUACAGCUUUAGAACAUUUCAUGCCAUACGGUGUUUUUAAGCCUACAAAAUUAGCAAUGUUUGGUAUACCUGCUGACCAGCAGCUGACAGCGCGACAAAUUCUGGAGUUGUAUUACGCACUUUCUGACGUGGAUGAGUCUGUGAAGGAAGAAUUCGAACCAUGUAAAUUUUUCGGUCAUAAAGAAGGCGAGAAAGACGUUUGGUUAACUAGAGAGCAAUUGCGUAAUUUUGAGAAUGGUUUGAAGAAUCGUUUUGUCGAGUGGUUAAAGAAUGAUAGAGAUAAGUUAGACAAGUUUUUGACUCGCAUUGGAAGGAAUGCUGCAGACGAAUUAGAGUGUAGAAGCCAUCCUUUUGAUCAGGUAAUAAACAUUAAUUUAUCCAACAUCUUUGUCUAG